This is a messenger RNA of Peromyscus maniculatus bairdii (prairie deer mouse), 1282 nucleotides long. Its product is annotated as guanine nucleotide-binding protein G(i) subunit alpha-3. The record is from RefSeq and is a predicted model, not a curated record. Gene Ontology annotation, biological process: adenylate cyclase-modulating G protein-coupled receptor signaling pathway; G protein-coupled dopamine receptor signaling pathway. Lineage: Eukaryota; Metazoa; Chordata; Mammalia; Rodentia; Cricetidae. Gene Ontology annotation, cellular component: cytoplasm; heterotrimeric G-protein complex. Gene Ontology annotation, molecular function: GTPase activity; GTP binding; G protein-coupled receptor binding.
GGCCUCGGUUACCGGGGAGUUCGCUCGCCGUGGUUUGGGGAUAAUUCGGAGUCCCAAACUCCGGAACUCAUCCGGACAGGCCCCCGGGGAAGGGGAAGGAGGCGGCCCCUGGGCUGGUGUAGCUGCAGAAGCGGAGUCGCGGGAAACAGGGAGCUGAGGACAAAGGUUCCGCCUUCUCCUAAACACCCAAAUCAGUGUGACCCAAGCUUGCCCAGACCCUCUGCUGUCUGUUCCUCGAGAUCUUGGCUCUGUUUUGAAUAGCAGGGCUCUGAGAGAAGGCUUCACCAGGCCCCCAAGUCCCAUCUUCAUGUAACAUCAUCUCUCAUCCUUGGCUGAUACGCUUGUCAUCUUAAAGUGAAACUAUUCUGGAGUACCUGCUUCUGCCAAGGAAGAGAGGAACUCCUCUAGGAAAGUUUAAGUAUUUUGAGAAAUUAACCACAUAGAAGCUUCUUCCACUGCUGGUGGGAGUGUAAAUUGUUACAGUCAGUGUAAGAAUAUGUUUGGCAUUAUCCCCAAAGUUUCAAAUGAACACAUUGCAUGUGUACUCCUAACCAGCUGGAAUGCAUCCACAAAUUCACCAAAGACACGGACGAGAAUGUUCACGGCAGCUCCCUUCUUCUGAACAAAUGGAAGCUGCCAAAUCCUUCCCAUCUACAGAACAGAUAAACUGUGGUGUGCUUGCUUGGUAAGAUACACUCAGCAAGGGGAGCUGACGGAGGAGGCCACCGCCCAGCCGAAGACGCGUCUCAGCCGGCGUAGUCGUGGUUCCCGCGGUGUGUGAGUGAGCCCGGGCCCGGUCCCCUCUCCCGCCGCCGCCAUGGGCUGCACGUUGAGCGCCGAGGACAAGGCGGCGGUGGAACGGAGCAAGAUGAUUGACCGCAACUUGCGGGAGGACGGGGAGAAAGCGGCCAAAGAAGUGAAGCUGCUGCUUCUCGGUGCUGGAGAAUCUGGUAAAAGUACCAUUGUGAAACAGAUGAAAAUCAUUCAUGAGGAUGGCUAUUCAGAGGACGAAUGUAAACAGUAUAAAGUAGUUGUCUACAGCAAUACUAUUCAGUCCAUCAUUGCAAUCAUAAGAGCCAUGGGACGGUUAAAGAUUGAUUUUGGGGAAGCUGCCAGAGCAGAUGACGCCCGACAGUUAUUUGUCCUAGCUGGCAGUGCUGAAGAAGGGGUCAUGACUUCAGAACUUGCAGGCGUGAUUAAACGGCUCUGGCGAGAUGGUGGGGUGCAGGCAUGUUUCAGCAGGUCCAGGGAAUAUCAGCUCAAUGACUCUGCGGUUGUCUAG